CGAGCUCGCGCUCAACUUGUCGGUGCCUUUAGUCGCCCGUGGCAAACUACAUAGUAGCAAACCAUUUACAUCAAAACAACUUGACAACGAGACGACACCCACGGGGGGUCGAACCUCUGGGACUCAGGAACGGCUCGACUAGGAACAUAAUGAUUAUAUUUAAAGCAACGUUCGUGAAGCAUUAUGGCUACGCUUCAAUGAAAUCUUGACAGCGCGCGAAGUGGCUCUGGGCCCACUGGGCCACAGUCUUGCCAACUGUACAAUGGCAUCAAGAGGCGCGCAGCCAUCGGUUCCAAUUGUGUAUGCUCACCUGUUGAACGGGGUGGACAGCACCGCGCGGAACGGUGUGUUGGCGGUGUUCGCAACAUUGGCCCCACGUCGAAACUGGAUACCGGCUUGCUUUUCGGGUCGAGACGUUCCUGAUGGGUUGCAAGUCCUCAGCACAGCUCAUGGUCAUAACUCGCGGCUGCUGGAAGCGGCCUUGGCGACAUGGGGCGACCCGGCUUUCCACCAAACGGUGUCGGGCGCAUCAAGGAGUGCUGCCCGUGGCCACCCAUUCAGCCUUCGGCUAGUGCUCCCAACGGGCUUCCUGAAAUGCUUGUGCUCAGCUGGAAUGUCCACGGAGUAUCUCUGCGCCCUGGCGGGAGCCCCUCAGGCGACGGCAGCGCUUGGGGAGGCGGCAGCAGCGGACAUAGAAAUUUCCGUGGAGAGCUGUCUGUGGUGCGAUGACGACACGACUGCUGACGCCCGCACGCAUACUAUUGCGGCCGCUUCCGGUUCCGCUUCCACCACCGCCACCGUUACCACCGCAGCCCGGCGCAAGGCAGCACCGAGGCGCCCCGCGGCUCUCAUUCGCGUGGUCAGGCUUCUCGCGAGCCUGCCCGCCGGCGGCAUCGGCGCCCACAGCUUCAACAGCCCGCAUGAACGUGCAGCGACCGGAGCAUUAUUGCGACAGCCCAGCAGCGGCAGCCGUGCAGCUGCCAGUGCCUCUGCUGGUACUCCUGCUACUGAUGCUUUUGGUAUGGGCGUGAGUGCGUCCGCGCGCUCGGGCUCCAGAGCCAUGUCGCCACCCUCGCCACGGCCGUGUGCGGAGCCCGCAGCCUUCCGCGAUGCUGCCGCGUGUGGGCUGAUGGAGACCGUCAGCCUUCACAGCGAUGAUGACGAUGAUGGCGGCAAUGGCGUCGAGCAGCGCCGGCAGCACCAGCAGCAGCACCAGAAGGUGACGGAAAACUUGGGUUCCUCCUUCGCAAGGGAUCGGGGGCACCAACAGCAGUCGUCGGUGCCGGGGCCAGCGGCGCCACUGUCGCCGGUGCUACCUGAUGCACUGCAGCAGCUGCGUGCGGGAGCCUUCGGUGGCGCCAGCGGCAGCGGCGGCACGGGCCGGACGGGCGCCGCCGCCGCUGCGGCCCUGCAUUGUGCCUUCGAUGAAGGCUUGUGCCAGGUCACGGUCAUUUCUUUCUCGUCCGGGGCGGUCCUGUUUCAAAACGCCCGGUCCAAGGCGCUGUUCGGCGACCUUACAGCGCUACAACUGUGGCAGCAACACUCACCGGCCGGCGCCACCUCCGCUGGCCAGUUGCUGCUGCAGCUGCUGCUGAGCGGGGCUGCGGCCGACGGUGGCGACGGCAGCCCCCCCAGCAGCGACGACUUGAGCGACAGGGAAUCACCUGGGUGGCAUGGCCACGGCGGCCAAAGUGACGGAGGCGGCGGGAGGCGCCAGGCGCAGAAGGCUGUGGCGCGGAUGCUGCAGCAUCUCGCUGCGGGAGAGGUCUACACGGGAGUGGCGGAGCUCGCGCCGCCGUUGUUCAACCUGGCUGGCAACCUCGCCGCGGCCUCGGCUGCUGCGGCCGCGACGGCAAUGGCGGGCAGUGUCCACGGCCCAGGGCAGCCUCCGCCAGCGGCGGGGCCGCUGCCGUCAGCCUACAGCGCCGAAGCGGGCGGCCCGAGCGGCCCGGGCGGCCUGGGGGCCUUGAGUCCUAUUGCGUCCCCGCUGGACUCCUUCCUGACCACCUUGCGGGGUGCGGGCGACGAUUCCGCAGACGCCGGCCGCGCGGCGCUGCGCACCGCGGGGCUCAGCACCACCACGAUGCAGCACGCGCGCGGUGGCAGGGCCCGUGGCGGCGGCGGCGGCGGCGGUGACAGUGCAGUGACGACUGCGGCGCUGUUCACAAUGGACCUGCUGUUUGGGAGCGGCGUCGGCGGCGUUGGUGGCGGCGGCGGAGCUGGCGGAGGCGGCGGCGGCCGCCGGGCUAGCCAAACAGGCCCUGACGAAGUUGACAGGAUGCUUUUGGAGGCUCUGGCGUCAGAGGGGCGUGGCCCAGGCGAGGGCAACACACGGGCCGCUGGAGCUCGUCAGCGGGCCCCGCGCAGCCACCGGGCGCCAUCCACCAUCGUGUGCCAACGGCGCCAAUCGCAAAUCAACCCCCACGCUGCCGCCCUCGGGCUCCGGACCACCUCCUACACCUCCGCCGGCCUUGGCGCCGCUUCGCCAGCUACUGCCGCUGCUGCUUCUGCCUUCACAGUCGCCUCUGCUACAACCAUUGCGGUGCAGUCGACCGGCGCCGCGGCGACAGACACUGCCGGCAGAGGCUCGGGUGCGCUCUCCGGGGCCGCUACAGCCCCAGUCUCUGAGCCAGCGGCGUCAGGGGCCGGCCUGCCAUCACUGCCGCUGCUUCCAAACAGCAGUGGCGAGCUUUGCACGGGCGCCUCCGUACCGCUGCCGCCGCCCUCCCACGGGCAGCUGCUUCUGUCACGCCUGCUGCGCGCAACCAGCCGCAAGAGCGCGUCUGACCGCCUGAACAGCAUCGGGUUCGUGGAGGGCGGCUCUGCUGCGGGAGCAGGGCCGGGCACAGCAGCAGCAGCAGUAGCAGUAGCAGCUGGGGUGGGGAGCACUACGGCGCGAAGCGGACACAGCAGCGGCAGCAAUCUGAGCAGCGGCAGCGGCCCGCGGCGCGUGGCGGCGGAGAAGCAAACUGUUGCUGUCGCCGCCCCGACCGACGGCCCUGACCGACACGCAACCGCCGCACCCGCAUGGAUUGAGGGCGCCGCAGCCGUCGGCGUUUCGCCGUUCGCUGGCGGAUGUGGUUGUGCGCACGUCAUCUCUGGUGGUAGCGCUGACGCCAGCAGCGGCGGCUCUGGACGCUAUGAGUUUGGCCAGAGUACAUCGCAGCAGCAGCAGCGGCAGCAGCAGCUGGCGCGGCUCAGUCAGACACGGCUGCCUUCGUGGUUGGCGGCCCAUAGCAGGGUGCAGCAGGCGGAGGUGGCUGCGGCCGGCGAGGCGGGAGGCCAGGAGGCGGCGCUUGCCGGCCCUGCCGACACUGCUCCCGCAGCAGGCGCGGCUCCACCGCAAGGGCAGCGCCUGCUGCUGGCGCCGCCGCGCGUGGAGGGCGUGUUGGACGUCAAGUCGCUCGUGCAGCAGACCAAGCCCGGUAACCACAGCCACCGCCAGGUCACCGCACCCGAGAUGGGGCCGCCCUACCCCAGCGGCAGUGCGGACGGUGACGGUGCGAGCGGUGAAGGCGCGAGCGGUGACGGUGCGAGCGGUGACGCCGCCAGCGCGGCCCUGAUGGUUCUGCGUCCCAUGGGCUCGACUGCGGCGCAGCGCAGCAACAGUGGCGUGGGUACGGGUGCAGAUCCCUUCGCUGGGACCCUGCUACCGGACUACGGUUGCAUGUCCACCGGCGGCCUCUCGGCACGGGUGGCCGCACCCUCGGCCGCGGCUGGCGCUGCGGCGGCGGCUGGCGAGGGCACUGCCGCUGCUGCUGAGGAGCCGUACGGAGGCAGGAGCAGCAGCCUGGGCGGCGGGGGCGGCGGGGGCGGCAGCCUGGGUGGCGGGGGCGGCGGGGGCAGCUCAAGCUCGCAGCUGACGGGCGUGUGCGUGCCCAUGCGCUCCGAGAGCACCGUGUCGUCCUCCCGAGGCUCCUCUCGGCUGUUGUGGCCCUUUUCGGGGCGGCUCACAGGCGGCUGGCCUGUGAUGGCGGCGGCAGACGGCGGCAGCAGCAGCUGCACUACUGGUGCCGCUGGGACCUACGCCACGGCCACGGCAAUGUCGCCGGCGGCGUCCGGCGCUUCAGCGCCAUCGUCAGCAGCAAAGGGCACGGGUGCAGCUCCCACACCCAGCUCGACGCUGCAGACGCUGCUUCACGGCGCCGCGGGGCCGGCAGCGGCGGCUGCAGCGGUGGCGGCGGGCGGCAGGACGCGCCUGCCGCCGCGCCGGACGGCGACCUCGAUGACUCUGGUGCGGCAUGGUUCCGUUGCGCCGCCACCGCCGCCACCGUCAAUGGCAACCAUGGCCGCGGGGGUGCCCAUUGCUGAUGAUGGUGUGCACACACACGACAUAAGGUUGCUGCUCCCCGCUAGCAGCGCCAGCAGCUGCGCAGCCGCCGCCGACCCAGCUGCCACCGCUCCCAUCGGCACUGAUGCCGACACCGCGGACACUGCUGCAGCCAUGGCAGCCAUGCCGCCUCAGGGCUACGGAUCGGCUGCAGAUACCGUGGGUGCGUCGCCGUCGGCAGCAGCUCCAACACAGCUGCUGCAACCUCUCGCCCACAUGCAGCAGAGCCGGCCGUCAGGCCCCGAAUGGGUUCCCACGACGGUGCGCUGCUCGCUGCCUCCCGCGUUGUCCACGAUUGAUGACGCCUCCAUGGACUUUGCGGAGGUCCAGCGGGAUCUGCUUCUCGCAACCGCCAGCAACAGCCGCGAGAAUGCCAGCCGCGGCAGCGCCAGCCGCAGCAGUGCAGAGCGCAGCAGCGCAGGCCGGAGCAGCGCAGGCCGGGGUGAGGCCCUCGCGGCCCACAGCCAUAGCCGGGAUGGAGAGCGGCUGGCGGCGCCGGGCAGCAGUCACGGCGGGACCGGCGCGGGCCACGAGGUGCCCGGGGCGGGCCGCGGCGUCACGCACACCUCUGAAGAAGGCGUGGAGAGUGCGGUCAGCUCUGAAAUGGGGGCCCCGUCGUCGGCACAGCUGCAAGAGGAUGUGCAAGGGCAGGCUGCGGGCGAAGGCAGCGGCAGCGGCAGCGGCGUCGUGGGCAUUGACGCGAACCAUGAUUGGCUGCCAGGCUUUGGCAGCGAAGUGGAGAACGCAUGGCACGCCAGCGGUGUCGCGGCCACUUUGCAGGCGGAGGCACGGUUGGAGCAAGCUGCGGAUGCAGAUGGCAGCGCGGCAGCGGCAACGCCUGCUGCUUUGGGCGGCAUCUCCGCAGCUGCGGUGAAUGCUAGCAGGGGAGGCCGCAGCGCUCCUUUGCCGGCUGGCGCUGCCGCAACUGGUGGCGGCGCCGGCGUGGGUGCCGGCACCGGCGCUGCUGGCGCGAGUGGCACGACUGCCAGCGCCAGCACCGGCGGCAAUGGAGGCGUUUCCAGCCUGGUGUUUGGCAGCGUCUUUGGGAGCGCCAUCGGCCCAACACUGGAUAUGUUUUUGCCGCUGCCUGCUGACCGCAUACGCCAGCAGCAGCAGCAGGAGCAGGAGCAGCAGCAGGAGCAGGAGCGGCAGCAGCAGCAAGGGCAGCAAAGGGACGCGUUGUUACGCGAGUUGCAGCCGCAGGCGUCAGCGGGGAUGCCAGGGCAGGCGCAGCUGCAGCUGCAGCAGCCCGCCGGCCUUCCUGCGGCCACGAGUGUGGUGGACACGCUCAGCAUGGCUUUGGAGCGGGUUGACGCGAAGGCCAGCAAUGCUCUGCUCGAUUGCAGCGCCACGGCGGGGGAAUUUGCUUUGCUGCCAGCAAUAGGGGCCGCGUUCCCUGAAGCAGCAGAACCGCCAGCUUCAACCUGUGAAGGCGUCACGCCUAGGCCUGCGAGCGUAGCCCUGCAUGUUGCGUCGUCGGGCGGAGCAAUGCCAGCACCGUCUGGCGCAAAUGCGCCGCCGCAACCCGAGGCCGCGGUUGGGAGCGCGGCUACCGCGAGCAGUGCUGCCAGCGGCGACGCGGGGGCGUACAGGGCUGGUGGUGCGGUGUUUACUGCUGGGUCUCCGCCGGCUCCCAGCAGCCAAGCAGGCUUGCACUUCAGUGAGUCUGCCACGGCCGUGUCCCUGCUGGCAGCCGCCGGCCCGAGGGAGACCCACCGCUUCCGCUCCUUCCGCUCGAUUGAUGUUACCGCCAGCCGGGCCUGGGCGGACGAAGCACUUGCGGGCUCGCCGCGCAAUGCUCCACCAACUGGCGGCAGCCCGAACACUGUGGGCGGCGCCAUAGGCAGCGGCGCCGUGACUGCCGUCGCCGCCGGCAGCGCGGCUGCGGUGAUGGCGAGCCUGAAUGAUGGGGCCGCCAGCCAACGGGGGCGCCGCCGCCGGCCGCCGCAGCGCUCUGACACGUCCACGCGGCUGCAGCAGCUGCUCACCAGCUUCUCAGAGCUCCAGCACCAGCACCAGCAGCAGCUGCAGCUGCAGUCGCCGGAGCCAAGGACUGCAACUACUCUGACCAUGUCCCGCGCCCUGUCCCGCGCCUUCUCCCGACCCUCCAAUAGCAGCCUGUUGUCGCAACAGCUGCUGCUGCCCAUAGACUCGGCAGGCGCCGCCGCCGGCACGGCUGCUGGUGGUGUUGCCGCUGCAGGCGACGCUGGCGCCACCCCACCCAGAAGCGCGUCACGCGGCCUGCGGCGGCCGUCCACCCUACUCACGCGGCCUCGCUCCACCACGAGCUCGCAACUCGGCGAGCUACCCAUCGCGGCAGCUGCGGCGGCGGCCGCUCAGCUGUCAACGCCGCGCAGCCAUGCGUCUGGGAACAACGGCGGAACGUCACCACAGCAGCUGCAGCAGCUCUACCCCGCGGACGCCUUCUCAGCCACGCCUACCUCCACGUCAGCAGGCGCCGGCGCAGCUGUUGGCGUCAAUACCUCCGGUGCUGCUGCUCCCGGCGCCGCCGCCGCCGCCGCGGCCGUCGUGAGCAGCCGCGCGGCGCUGCUGGCGCUGGCCGCAUACAACAGCACCGGUGGCGACAGCAGCACAGGAGGCGGCGGCGCGGUAAGCGCCGCUGCCGCGCGCUGCCAUCGGCAUGGGGCCUCUUGUGAAAGCCCGGACCCCAGGCCAGCCGCUGUCCCAGCUGCUGCUGCAGCUGCUGCUGCCACCACCGCGGCAGCGGUGGCAACGGCACCGGCAGCGGCGGUCUGGCAUAAGUUACACAUCCGGCCUUUUUGGAUGCCGGUUUCUCGCGAGGGUGUUAGCACAUCCUCACAAGCGCAGCCGCGGCUGGGGAGCCGCGGUCAGGGCGCGGGGGCUGCAGCAGGCAGUGCUGCCGCUGCUGCCUCGGUCGUGGGUGGAUGCGUGCGUGACGCGGCAGCAGCAGCUGGCGGUGAUGGCGACGGCGCAGAUGGCGACGGCGGUGACGGCAGUGGCGCGGAACUGGUGCUGGUGGUGACGCAGGUGGACGUGACAGAUCAGGUGCAGGCACACCAGCCGCUGGUGCGGCUGCUGCAGCAGGAGCACAAGGUGCUUGAGGGCAUUUUCCCACGCCACAUCCUGGAGUACCUCACUCUGAGGGGGGGCGACGCGCCACAGCAGGCCCCACAGCAGCUGUUGGGCGGCGCGGCGGGUGCGGCGGCGGGCGGCGGCUUCGGUUUGGUGGCGGGGACCCUGGCGCGUGACGGACUGGAGAGGCUGGCAUCCCUCGCCACGUCGCACGCCUGCGUCACCAUCCUCUUCACAGACAUCGUGGGUUUCACCGACAUGUGCAGCGCCGCCACGCCGUACGAGGUCAUGUGCUUCCUCAACUUACUCUACAGCCGCUUCGACGGCCUGGUGGACAUCUACAAGGUGUACAAGGUGGAGACCAUCGGUGACUGCUAUAUGGUGGCGGGCGGGCUUGUCGCCUACGACAAGGAUGGCUACAAGUCGGUCAUCGCUGGGGAAGAGGAACCGCUGCACGCAGUGCGCGUCAUGGAGUUUGCCAAGGCCAUGCUGCGCGCGGCGCGCGACGUGCGAAUGCCGCACAACGGCGAGCCGGUGCGGCUGCGCGUGGGGCUGCACAGCGGCCCCGUCACCAGCGGCGUCGUGGGCGACCGCAUGCCGCGCUUCUGCCUCUUCGGCGACACAGUGAACGUGGCAAGCCGCAUGGAGAGCACGUGCCGGCCCGGCCACAUCCACGUCAGCGCGGCCACGCAGGCGCGGCUGCCCAACGAGCCGUGGCGUGACCUGGGCCUGACGGCGGUCAAGGGCAAAGGCCAGAUGCGCACAUUCGAGUGGGAUGCCGACGCGGACGAGCAUCUGGAUGGGCAGCAGCUGCAGCGCGUGCUGGGGCUAUACCUGUAACAAACAACAGUUGCAGGACUGCGAGUACAAUGCAUGAACACAUAUGUUUGUGCGCAUGGAACAAUAUAGCUCCAAGUGUUGUGUGUUUACGUGCUGGGAGCCGUUCGCCAGACAGUAAAAAUUAUUACACAGCGCAUGCGCAUGGCGUUCGUCAAUGUUUCAUGCUCGCCGUUGUUGGUGGCUUGGCCUGGGGAUAAGUUGGGGAAAUGUGGUGAAACAACAUGAACGGCAAUCGGAACUUGCUAUCUUUUGGAUGGGGUGUGGUGUCGGCGCACGAUCGAGCUAGCUUCGAACUCGCGCGCACUGAGUUUGCGUCGGCCAGUGUUUAGGGCGCUUACUAAUGCUGAUUGUCGUGCAACGGACCUCGCCAUCUUUUAGAAUUUGUGACAUUGUUCAUGAUGAUCUCUGUCUUGCAGUUUGGCCCGCCUGUACGUACUGCACGUACGAUCAGAAAUUCUUGUGGGCAGCCUGAAGCCCAGCAAGCGUUGCGAGGCAAUGAUUUCCAUUGGUUGGAUGCGGACUGGCCUCUUCAUGCUAUUUAGCCCAUUUAAACAUAUCAUAGACAACCACGCAUCAAUGCAUGCUGCUCUGUAUGUGCCAAAUUAUUCACAACACCAGUCAAACGGUUGCAAAAUGGUCUUCAAUAAUGCCUUCACUUGAACACUUGACUUAUACUGACGUGCAAUGCGGACGUAUCCCUUGUCCGUCCUCCUACCAGGGGAGUGGGUGGGUGACAGGUGGGUGGCAGGCUGGGUGACACGCUGCUGGGUGGCAGAAGGAAAUGGCCACGGUGUCUGCAAACGACAAUCUUGAAAUGGAGAUACGGCGGCAGCGGUAGUGGGUUGCGGCGGGAUGUUAGAUGAGAAUUAAUGCUGGUCGGCGGCUUCAGCAGGCCUAGGCAGCUGCUGUUGGUACUGUCGCUGCUGUUGUUGGUGUUCGCUCGAGUUGGCAACAACACGUUAAUGUGUUGCAUUCCAACGUGGCUGGGAACCGGCAUCUGGCCUAUGGCUGGGCUCGUGUAGCUCGUGCGUUGUGAUGGGACAGGGUAAAGGGCAGGUUGGCGUAGUCCCGUAGUGUGCAGCGUAUUCCCAGACCCCAACACUCAGAUUGCGAUGUCAAGGCAUGAGCGCGCGACUGCUACAAUGCCCAAGUUACUGUACUGAGGCAUCGCUGACUUGCUGGCAGGCAGGCUGGUAGUCUGCUGGUGCGCAUUCCAAUCCUCAUGCUC
Molecule: messenger RNA, 9452 nt
Organism: Chlamydomonas reinhardtii
Lineage: Eukaryota; Viridiplantae; Chlorophyta; Chlorophyceae; Chlamydomonadales; Chlamydomonadaceae
Exons: 11
Coding region: 614-8224 (2536 amino acids)
Biological process (GO): receptor guanylyl cyclase signaling pathway; intracellular signal transduction; cGMP biosynthetic process
Molecular function (GO): peptide receptor activity; guanylate cyclase activity
Source: RefSeq, a predicted model, not a curated record